AUGUGGAUGCCAAGGUCUAUGCCAGAGAAAAGGAAUGGAGGAAAUGGAUUAAUUGCAGUGGCAAUAGACAAGGAUAAAGGCAGCCAAAUCGCCCUCAAAUGGACUAUUGACAAUCUUUUGGUGAAAGGGCAGACUGUUAUUCUCAUCCAUGUCAAUCUCAAAUCAUCUUUAUCUUCAUAUUAUGCUUCCCCAAGGCUGAACCAAAUUUCUGAUUCCAAUGGCACAUCCAGUCCCGAUUCCAAGGAUUUGUUCCUUCCUUUCCGCUGUUUCUGCACACGUAAAGAUAUUAACUGCAAGGAUGUCGUACUGGAAGACACGGAUGUCGCAAAAGCAUUAAUUGAAUACGUUACCCAGACUGCAAUUGAGACUUUGAUUGUUGGUGCGUCGGCAAAAGGAGGCUUUCUUAGAUUCAAAGCAACAGAUGUCGCAGGCAGCGUGUUAAAGGGGGCACCAGAUUUUUGCACUGUAUAUGUUAUAGCCAAAGGGAAGAUACAAUCCAUGCGGGCUGCCUCCCGUUCUUCACCAGUUAACUCUUCAUUGCAUAACCAACUCAACCAAAACAGCACAACACCAGCUUCUAUGGAUGCACAUACCCCCCGUACUCGUGUUAAAAGAGCUGAGAAGCCACCACUGGAGCUACCUCGAAAAUCAGUUGGCGAUACAGAAUCCUUCAGGUCACCAUUCACCAGGAGAGGUUUAACUGGAAAAUCAUAUGGUGAACUCUCGGUUCCAGAUACUGAUAUAUCCUUUGUCAGCUCCGGCAGACCAAGCAUUGACCGCAUAUUUCCAGCAUUUUAUGACAACACUGAAACAAGCCGCACCCCUCCACGGCUGUCAAACUUCUCUGACAUUGACAGCAACUAUAGCUUUGAAUCACUGCACCAUGGAAGGAAGUCACUGGAUCAAGGUGGCUUUUCACCUGAAUUAUCAACCUUCUCAAAUGAAAGUGACCAGAUGCCAUCAGCUGCGGAUGAUGUGGAGGCGGAAAUGAGAAGGCUGAAGCUGGAGCUCAAGCAAACAAUGGAAAUGUACAGUUCCGCCUGCAGAGAAGCACUCACUGCAAAGCAAAAGACAAGAGAGCUCCAGCGCUGGAAAAUAGAAGAAGAGCAGAAAUUGGAAGAAGCCCGACUAGCUGAGGAAGCUGCAUUGGCAAUUGCAGAAAAGGAAAAAGCCAAGUCCAAAGCAGCAAUUGAGGCUGCAGAAGCAGCUCAGAGAAUCGCUGAGCUGGAAUCACAAAAAAGGAUUAAUGCAGAAAUGAAAGCACGCAAAGAAGCAGAAGAGAAGAGAAAGGCCCUAGAUGCUCUAGCAAAUUCUGAUGUCAGAUACAGGAGAUACUCAAUCGAAGAAAUUGAAGCUGCAACAGAUUACUUUUCUCAGUCUCUUAAGAUUGGAGAAGGGGGUUAUGGUCCAGUAUACAAGUGUUAUCUGGACCACACACCCGUAGCAAUUAAGGUUUUACGUCCAGACGCAGCUCAAGGAAGGUCGCAGUUUCAGCAAGAGGUUGAGGUAUUGUGCUGCAUAAGGCACCCUAACAUGGUUCUCCUCCUGGGAGCCUGCCCUGAGUAUGGAUGCUUAGUAUAUGAGUUCAUGGCCAAUGGAAGCUUAGAAGACCGUCUCUUUUGCAGAGGAAAAUCUCCACCUUUGUCAUGGCAGCUAAGGUUUCGAAUUGCAGCUGAAAUUGGCACCGGCUUGCUGUUCCUCCACCAAACUAAACCCGAGCCACUCGUACACCGUGAUCUAAAACCUGCCAACAUCUUGCUUGACCGCAACUUUGUGAGCAAGAUCAGUGAUGUAGGGUUGGCCAGGCUAGUCCCACCAUCAGUUGCUGACAAUGUGACUCAAUACCGCAUGACAUCCACAGCUGGCACUUUCUGCUAUAUAGAUCCUGAGUAUCAGCAAACAGGCAUGCUAGGCAUAAAGUCAGAUAUAUACUCUCUAGGGAUCAUGUUUCUACAAGUAUUAACAGCGAAGCCGGCAAUGGGACUGACCCACCAUGUUGACAGGGCACUUGAAAAGGGCACUUUUGCUCAGAUGCUGGAUCCAGCAGUGCCUGAUUGGCCAAUUGAAGAGGCAACAUUGUUUGCCAAGCUAUCUCUCAAGUGUGCAGAGUUAAGGCGGAAAGACAGGCCUGAUCUAGGCAAGGUUGUCCUGCCAGAACUUAAGAGAAUGAGAGCAUUUGCUGAAGAAAGUAUGCACCACCACUCAUGGUCAUCAACUAGUCCAGUUGCACGCUCUCCAAAGUUUAGCCAAGUUUCAAUGCAGCUAAAUGACCAUCCUUCUUCAAGAUCCGAAGUAAGCUCAAGAAGCCCUUCAUCCCUUGCAUGAAAUGUAACCGAAAAGCAAGGACUCUAACAAUAGAGGAGAUUAAAAACAUGGGAGUAACUAUUUUUGAUACUGUGUAGAUAAUAUAAACCAAGAAGAGGUCGUAACUAUUUUUACUUUUUCUUAUGUUUCAAAUGCCAUAAAUUAGUGGUCCAAACUCUUCCAAUUGCCAAGGAAGUGGCUAGCAAAGAGCUUAAUUAAGUUUGUAGACUGUCAUUACAAUCUUUUUGCAGCACUCCUGUAAUUCGAUUUGCUGUGAAGGUACCCCUCAUUGGUACGAACACAAUGACAUAUCACAAGAAGAUCAGUUCAUCAAAUUUGAUUGGAUGUAAUGUAAUCUACUUUCAGUAGAGCAUGAUUAUGAGGUCUCCUGCUCCUCAGCUCCUUCUGCAUGACCAC
Populus nigra (black poplar) is the source of this 2721-nucleotide messenger RNA. RefSeq names its product U-box domain-containing protein 35-like. The transcript has 10 exons. Gene Ontology annotation, biological process: protein phosphorylation. The coding region runs from base 1 to 2325 and encodes 774 amino acids. NCBI's taxonomy places the organism in Eukaryota, Viridiplantae, Streptophyta, Magnoliopsida, Malpighiales, Salicaceae. Gene Ontology annotation, molecular function: ATP binding; protein kinase activity. The record is from RefSeq and is a predicted model, not a curated record.